GAAUCAAUUCAAAGUCUUCCUGGAAAAAACUCCUCCUCAGAAACUGAAGACAACGGUCGAAGUAUUGAAUUCACAAAUCAGACUGAAAGCAUGCAUCCAAAACCUGCAGGAGAGAAUUAAGUUCAUUGAGGAAAAACAGAAAGAAAUCACAGAGACAAAAGAAGCUCUGAAACUACAUAGAAAGGAGAUGGAGAAUAAUGAAAAGUUUACUGUAGAAGUUCCAGAGUACUACAAAGACAAAAAAUCCAUUGAUGGUGGGUGGUGGGGCUUAGGUUUUUAUGAAGGAGCUGUCUGCUGUACAGUCUGUGAGGAGAACUGUCACCAUCCUGGAUGCACAGUGGCCUGGUCUGCUGGAAGCUGUGAGGUCAUGAAAAAUGACCGCUGCACAUCAUGUACCAGGAAGUGUCCAGUAUCAGCUCAUGUGAAAAAAAAGUGGAUCUAUGUGACCAAGAAAAGGUACGUUAAGAAGACCAAUGAAGACAUGAAAAACAAAUAUGAAAUGAAUAAAACUAAAGGUCAGAACAAGCAAAGCCUUUUUGAAAGUCUUGAAGAGGAAAUGAACAAACUGACAGCAGAGAAGUCACAGUUACUGGAUGAGUCCUACCAGCAUCUUGUCAGACUGGAGCAGAUCGCUCUGAAAACUGAUUCAGCGUCCACUCUUGACCACUUGGACUUCCUGAUUGAGAAGAUUAAGGAGGAGGAGGGUGAAGGAGACUCAGAGAAAGUCAUUAAACUGGGGGAGAUGAAGAAGAGAGUGGCUGAAGCAAACAAAUCAGGGCCAAACAUUUUUGACAAACUAACAGCAUAUGGGAAACAGAGAAAAGUCCAGUCCUGAAAUCUGAUCUUCUUUCAUCUGAUUGAUACCUUGGAUUCUUCAUGUGUGUUCAUGCUCUCAAUGACUGCUUGAAAUAUUUCUGAUGACUCAGACCGAGUGGAAACAUUUGGAUCCUUUCACGUUGGAAUUGAUUUGUACAAUUUCUCUAUAUUCUGUUCUGACUCCUCAAUAAAAAAAACAACAAACCCUAAA
Molecule: messenger RNA, 1027 nt
Organism: Oreochromis aureus
Lineage: Eukaryota; Metazoa; Chordata; Actinopteri; Cichliformes; Cichlidae
Exons: 1
Coding region: 188-835 (215 amino acids)
Source: RefSeq, a predicted model, not a curated record